CUGAAGAAACUGGCCGUGGUAAACGCGCUCGUCCAACAAACGAUGAUGAUGUGGCUGCGUUAGAAACAGUACUUGCAGAGAAGCGCAAAAAGCUUCAAGAGAUGGUAGAUGAUGAAUUAAAUGUCCCCGAUGGAAGCGGCGAGGGUGCGAGCGACGGAGAAGAAGAUGAGGCCAUUGCUCUUUAUGAUUCAGACUCAGAAGCUGUCUUUGCAAUGGAUUUAGAUCGUAAACCAGUGAUGGAAGCAGUUUCACCUCCAGAGAGUCAAAGACAAGAAGUAUCUGAUGAGGGAAUGGUAGAAACGCUGGUUAAUAGAGAUGAAAAAGAUAUCGAGGAUGAGCAACUGGAAGGUGAUACUGAGAAAGAAGAACCUCUUCAAGUCACUGUACGAGCUAAACAUAAGUCUAAGCUUAGAAAAGAUGCAAGUCGGGAGAAACACAAAGAGAAACAUACAGAAAGAAGUGGCCGAAGAGGUAGGAGACGAUCAGAAGAGAGCAGUCGGUUAUCUCGAACUAGGAAAGACAGAAGGAGUAGUAGGGAAAGGAAACGAGUAGAUCGACAUUCAAAGAAGGAAAGACAGAAGAAAGAGGAACGAAGUUCAGAACGAAAAGUAGAGAGACAAAGAUCAGACAGAGCACAGUUAAAGGAGGGUCACUAUGAAAGGGUUGAUCGGUCUGCAAGGCAAAGCUCACAUCGAGAUGAUAGAACAGAACGAGAUGGAGACAGCUGGCGAAAGGAACGUGACUUACGAGAGGAAUUACAACGAGUUGUUGAGAAGAAGGAAAAGGAGAAGAAAAAAGAGCAUCCAACUGAAGAUAAAAGAGAUUUAUUUCAAGAGUCUUCUGAAAGUGAGUCAGACAACAGAUCAAUCGAGGAGGUAAAAUUGUAUAAAGCUGAUGAGGAUGAUGAUGAUGUAAAGGACAAACAGAGUGAAGAGUUUGUGGCAGAAUUAACAUACAAACAUAGUGACAUUAGUGAUGAGGAGAGUGAGAAAGAAGAUGAGGUGCAUUUAGCGGUUGAACCUGCUGCUUCUCCUGGACAAGAAAAUUCUUCUUCUAAUAGUGAAGUUGAGCCCGAAGAAGAAAUGGAGGAGGAGGAUUCUGAGAGUGAGGUUCAAGUGCUAAUAGGAGCUGUUGAAGAAGAACAGCAUUCUGCUAACCCUAAAGCUGAACCAGAUUAUGUGACUUACUAUCCAGCUAUUUCUGGGUGUCGUAGCCUGGAGAAAGAGUAUGAAUAUUUGAACAGAAUUGAAGAAGGGACAUAUGGUGUUGUUUAUCGAGCAAGAGAAAGAAGAACAAAUGAAAUUGUGGCAUUAAAGAAGGUAAAGAUGGAACGUGAAAAAGAAGGUUUUCCAAUCACUUCUCUACGUGAAAUCAACAUGCUACUAAAAUCCAAGCAUCCAAACAUCGUACAUGUCAGAGAAAUAGUGGUUGGAGACAACAUGGACAAGAUAUACAUUGUAAUGGAGUAUGUAGAGCAUGAUUUGAAGACUCUAAUGGAGUCAAUGAAGCAACCUUUUCUUGUAGGAGAAACUAAAACACUAAUGAUUCAGUUGUUACGUGCUGUACAGCAUUUACACGACAACUGGAUUUUACAUCGUGAUCUGAAGGCUUCUAACUUGCUGCUCAGUCACAAGGGAAUUCUGAAGGUUGGUGACUUUGGCCUAGCAAGAGAAUACGGAUCUCCGUUGAAGAACUACACACAGCUAGUAGUGACGCUUUGGUACAGAGCUCCAGAAUUACUUUUGGGCACUAAGAGAUACUCUACAGCUGUGGACAUGUGGUCAGUUGGCUGUAUAUUUGGUGAGCUUCUACAGCAUGCGCCCAUGUUCCCUGGAAAGUCAGAAAUUGAUCAAAUCAACAAAAUAUUUAAGGAAUUGGGAACACCAAGUGAAAAGAUUUGGCCAAGCUGGACUGAUCUACCUGCUGUCAAGAAGGUCAACUUUGCAAAGCAGCCAUACAACAAUCUAAGAAAUAGAUAUCCAUAUAUUACAGAGAGUGGACUGGAUUUGCUGAACAAGUUUUUGACAUAUGAUCCUGCACGACGUGUUACAGCCGAUGAGUCUCUAAAACACGGGUUCUUCAAGGAAUCACCAUUACCUGUUGAUCCAUCUAUGUUUCCUACCUGGCCAGCUAAGUCUGAACUACCAAGAGCAAGGAAACAUGCUAGUCCAUCUGCACCAAAAGGACGCCGUGAACCAGAAGAUGGGGAAGGAGCUGAUGGCGACAGUGAUGCUCAUGGAUUUCACAUGGGACUUGCCAAGGCAGGUCAUGCUGCGAAAGGCGCUGGCUUUAGUCUUCGGUUCUAACACAACUACAUUCAUUGUAAGUAGAGGGAGCUGCAAGUUGUUUAUAAUAUAAUUGUGGUAGAGAUUGUGAAUACAUGUUCUAAAUGCAGCAAAUAAGAAGUAGGGAUCAUCACUAUAUACAGUAACACAGAACGCAC
This is a messenger RNA of Corticium candelabrum, 2443 nucleotides long. Its product is annotated as cyclin-dependent kinase 11B-like. The coding region runs from base 102 to 2306 and encodes 734 amino acids. Lineage: Eukaryota; Metazoa; Porifera; Homoscleromorpha; Homosclerophorida; Plakinidae. Gene Ontology annotation, cellular component: nucleus. Gene Ontology annotation, molecular function: protein serine/threonine kinase activity; ATP binding. The record is from RefSeq and is a predicted model, not a curated record. The transcript is spliced from 12 exons. Gene Ontology annotation, biological process: regulation of mitotic cell cycle; protein phosphorylation.